Molecule: messenger RNA, 2084 nt
Organism: Cotesia glomerata
Lineage: Eukaryota; Metazoa; Arthropoda; Insecta; Hymenoptera; Braconidae
Exons: 4
Coding region: 593-1645 (350 amino acids)
Source: RefSeq, a predicted model, not a curated record
GGCUAUACAACAUAUGCAAGCUCAAAUAUUGUUAUCGAUGUUUUAAGUUUUAUAACCUCGUAACCAAUGAGGUAAAAGUAAAAUAAACUAGAGAAGUUGUAAGUGGAAACAUGUGGAAUGUAAAAUGAAAUGGAAUGGAAUUUACGUGGAAUGUAACAAGUUUAAACUUUGCGAAUUACGACCGAUGGCUUGUUGAGACCAUCUGCAAAAAGAAAAGUUUUAAGUUACAUACAAUGGUUGGUUGUGGCCUUCCCCGAUCUUUGUGUUUGCAAUUCUGAAGUGUUACAAAAUCUAUCGACUCCUAUCACGGAUGGACACGUAAUCCGUUUGCCUGGGCAUGAACAUCGCCGGGUGCUCAAAAUAUAUUCAUUUGUAUUCCAAUAACAAAAGAGGAUAGAUAUACAGAAUUGAAGACACAUAUAACUAGGAUUCCAAAAGGGAAAACAAGUCAGUUGUAAUGGUGAAUUUGAAGUGAUAACACCUCUCGGUCGUCAAGUGAUAAAACAUCUAUUGCGUCAUUUUAUCAAAAUCACUUGAUUGGAUUAAACAGUUGAUUUCGAAUUUUUUUGAGAAAAAAUUUUUAUUUGUCAAGAUGAGUAGGAAUCCGAUUUCAGUCUUGCAAGAAUUUUUGCAAAAAAAUUGUUAUGCCUUGCCGAAAUACGAUGUCAUCACUACGUCUUCAGCAAACUGUUCCUUCACCUACCGAGUAGUGUGUGAAAUCCGGAGUCAAAGUUUCUCGGCUACUGGGGAAUCAAAAAGCAAACAGACAGCGAAAUUUAAUGCUGCUGAAAAUUUGAUCAUGCUAUUAAAAAGUAAAAACUUUAAUAUUUUUUACGAACUAGAAAAUAUUGAACCUUCGGAUAACGACUCACCUUCAUCAAUUCUAAAUGGAGUAAAUUUCAUCGGAAAAUUACAGGAACAAUGCUUGAAGCAUAGGUAUGUCAUGCCGUGUUACAGCGAAGGAGUUUAUUCUCAAGGUCACUCAGACUUCAAAAUAACUUGCACCGUGGGUACUUAUCGUGUAGAAGGUACGUCUAAUGGCAAGAAAAAACAAGCUAAGUAUGCUUGCGCCAAAAAAAUGUUAGAAGAUUUGGAAAAUAUGUCCGAGGCGCAAAAACUUCAAUAUCAGAUACGCGACAAUACAGUCCAAUGUGUCACUAAGUCUAGUAAAGAUGAAAUGAAUACAACUACCUGCACUUCAAAAGAAUUAUCAAUAGAUUCUCCCGAAAAAACUAGUUAUGUAAUUAAGAAAGCUUUGACGUUAUUCCCAAAGUUGUCUAAAGCUCAUACAUUAAGUGUUGAUUCGGCGAAAAUCAAAUUGUCAACGUAUCAUACUUAUUUUAAAAGCUCCCUCGAUAAUUCGCAGUUAACAAAAUUUUUUGAAUUUUAUCAAACUUUAAAUUUACACCAAAUUCAGAAUGACAUAUCGAAACUAUCAUCAGCAUUGCAUGAAAUAUGCACUAUUUUAAAAAUUAACAAGCAAGAGUCUGUUGUAAAGACUGUAGAUGACACCAAUUAUGGUGUCGUUAUUACACUCACAACUAAUCCUGAAUUUUCGGACGUAGCAGUAGCUGAUAACUAUCCUGAGGCGAGGCUUAACGUCCAUUACCGUAUGAUACGAACUAUUUUCUAUCUGUUAAUAUAACUAAAAUUCGGUGCUUCUCAAAGUCUUCUUUAAAUUAUUAUAUAUAAAAUGAAUUAAAUAUUGUUGCAAAUUUUUAAUGAUUUUAAGACUUUUAUUUUAUAUGUCCAUUAGUAAGUGCAAAUAAGCUCAUUUUUAGGCGAAUUAACAAACUAAUAAAGACAUUGGAAAUUAAAAGUCUUGUUUGAACUGGAUUCAGACAUUAAAAUUAUGUAAUACAGUGAGGCAUGAGAUUAUUUGCCACACAACAUUUUAUGAUAAUUGACUGAAUAGUUUUUAAUUAGGCUUUGAACCCUAAAUAAAUAGAGGAAUUUUCUUCCAAUCAUUUAAUUUUUUAUUUUAAACAACAAAAAUGAAACGUAGAUCUUAUUUCUAAAACGUCGAUAGAAAAAUAAUUAUUAUUUCUAAACUGAAGCCUCUAAAUAUUUCAUCAUUAUUAUUA